AUGUCCCCACCGCGGGUGCAGGGCUCGGCCAUGGAGAGGGAUGUCCCUCGCGGGCGCAGGGCUCAGCCAUGGAGCAGCCGCGGGGCUGCGCAGGCACACGGCCCCACACUCGUUGAACAGAGACUGUGGGAGGCCACCCUGAGUGCCGGCGGCGGGGACCCCCAUCACUGCGCGGUAGCGCCCGCAUGCCGGAGCCUCGGCUCUCAGAGCCACCUGCCUCCCCGCCCCGCGCUCCAGAAGCCGGCAAGAGGGGGCUCGGUGCCGGGCUUCGGGCAGAGAGGCGCCGCAGCAGGGACCCCGCGGACUGGGCUCAGGCGCCUGCCUGGGAAGCAGCAGACGCCCCUGACACCUCGGCAGGCCUGGUGCUCAGGGCUGGCGGGGCCAAGGCGCAGCGAGGCAGGAGCACCCGGCAGGGGCAGACCAAAUCCCUGCCGCGGCCCCACCAACCCUGGCACAGUCCCCGCGACUUUCCUCAUCCCCAGGCGACCCCGCGGAAGGAGGGGAAGAGGAGGUCCGGAGGCUUGGGGGACUGAAGGAGUAGGGAAGGCAGGGGACCCGGUUCUCUGGGGCUGGAGGCUCCACGGCGAAGGUGCCCAAGCACGUGGGGGCACAGGACGUGCCAGCCUGGCCACGGGAACCCGGGCCGGCGGGGAAACGGGGGCCCACGGCUAG
Molecule: messenger RNA, 672 nt
Organism: Rangifer tarandus platyrhynchus (Svalbard reindeer)
Lineage: Eukaryota; Metazoa; Chordata; Mammalia; Artiodactyla; Cervidae
Source: the annotation of a GenBank genome assembly